This is a messenger RNA of Alnus glutinosa, 1209 nucleotides long. Its product is annotated as homogentisate phytyltransferase 1, chloroplastic-like. Gene Ontology annotation, molecular function: prenyltransferase activity. Bases 1 to 1209 code for a protein of 402 amino acids. The record is from RefSeq and is a predicted model, not a curated record. Gene Ontology annotation, cellular component: membrane. The transcript has 11 exons. NCBI's taxonomy places the organism in Eukaryota, Viridiplantae, Streptophyta, Magnoliopsida, Fagales, Betulaceae.
AUGGUUUUCAUGGUUGCCUCCACCACUUUGUACGCCAAUGAUCUGAGCUGUCUUCGAACUUGUUUAGGUUGUGUUUUUCCAUGUCAAGUGUUGUCAGUGAAGCAACUCCGAAACAUUAACUCCAUCGAAUGCCGACCCAACAAGUGUUUCAGAUGUUCUUCCAGAAGAAGAUAUGCUUCUUUGGCAGAUGAUAUUAGAAAUAACCGUGACAGAGCCAAGAAAUACCGACUUGCUGUCACAUGUAAACAUGAAUAUUAUGCAUCAAAACCAGAGGAAGACAAUUCGAGGAGCUUUCUUAAUGUUCUUUCUAAGCAGUUGAAAGCUUUCUACUUGUUUUCACGUCCUCACACUGUAAUUGGCACUAUUACAGGGAUAUUAUCGGUUUCUCUUCUUCCAGUAGAAACAGUUUCUGAUCUGUCUCCCACAUUCUUUAUGGGUUUAUUGAAGGCAUUGGUGCCCUCAAUAUUUAUGAACAUUUACGUUGUGGGUUUGAAUCAAUUGUUCGAUGUUGAAAUAGACAAGGUCAAUAAACCUGAUCUCCCUGUCGCUUCUGGUGACUUCUCGAUGGGAACCGGAAUUACAAUCGUCAUGACAUGUUUAGUGAUGAGUUUUGCUAUGGGAAUCAUCUUUAAAUCACCACCACUUUUUUCUGCACUUCUCGUGAGUUUUCUGCUUGGGAGUGCAUAUUCCAUUGAACUUCCUUUGCUCAGAUGGAAGAGGCACGCAUUUCUUGCUGCAACUUGCAUUCUUAUUGUGAGGGCUCUUGUUGUUCAACUCGCUUUCUUUUUACACAUCCAGAAAUACGUGCUUGGUAGACCAGUCAUGAUAACAAAAUCAUUGGUAUUUGCUGCAACUUUCAUGUGCUUCUUCUCUGCUGUCAUUGCAUUAUUCAAGGACAUACCUGAUGUGGAUGGUGAUAGAGAUUUUGGCAUUCAAUCAUUCAGUGUUAAACUGGGUCAGGAAAAGGUAUUUUGGCUUUGUGUUAACAUGCUAUCAGUGGCAUACGGGGCUGCUGUGGUGAUAGGAGCUUCUUCUUCAUUUCUGCCAAGCAAGCUUGUUACUACAUUAGGACAUUUGGCCCUUGCUUCCUUCCUGUGGGUUCGAGCUCACUCAGUUGAUAUUGCCAGUAAAGCAUCAGUCACUUCUUUUUACAUGUUCAUAUGGAAGUUGUUCUAUGCCGAGUACUUCCUCAUUCCCUUUGUACGGUGA